This is a messenger RNA of Tripterygium wilfordii, 747 nucleotides long. RefSeq names its product cytochrome B5-like protein. The record is from RefSeq and is a predicted model, not a curated record. The transcript is spliced from 6 exons. Gene Ontology annotation, cellular component: membrane; intracellular membrane-bounded organelle. Gene Ontology annotation, molecular function: heme binding. Bases 125 to 478 code for a protein of 117 amino acids. Lineage: Eukaryota; Viridiplantae; Streptophyta; Magnoliopsida; Celastrales; Celastraceae.
GAGCAGAAGUGACUGGCACCUCACUGUCACUGAUGACAAAUACACAAAGCAAGAUUUUGGGCGAUUCAUCGGCGAUAAUUUGAGGCAGUCUGUUAAAGCGGUAUAGGGAGCCAAAUCGUGUGAGAUGAUUAUUGUUGCGGUGGCUCUGAUUUUGGGCGUCUUAUUUGGAGGCUUUAUUCUGAUACCGCGAGGCAGUAAAUCUGGUCAGACCAAAGUUGAUUCAAAUGCUAGCAAUAAUAAGGCAUCCAAAAUCUAUAGUAAAGGUGAAGUCUCUUUGCAUAAUAAGAGAAAUGAUUGUUGGAUCACUAUCAAGGACAAGGUAUAUGAUAUUACAUCAUAUGUGGAGGAACAUCCAGGCGGUGAUGCCAUCCUAACACAUGCUGGGGAUGAUUCAACUGAAGGGUUUUAUGGACCGCAGCAUGCUACGCGAGUCUUUGACAUGAUCGAUGAUUUUUACAUUGGGGAUCUAGAGAAGUAAUUUCACAGCCAUUGUUUUGUAAAAUUAACAAGAGAAAUUGUACGCCGAUAAUCUAGUUUUUUUUUUUUUUUUUACCUCUAGUUGGUGCGACAUUGCUUCUAUUUUAGUUGAUUGAAUCACUUUUGUUCUCUUUAUCUUUUUUCCUUCUCCUACCAGCACAUGCCCAUCUUAACCUGGAGGGUGAGUUGCAUACAUCCCCACAACCAGGCCAUGGGGCACCGGUGGGUCUGGAAACUACAUCAGUUAUUACAAUGAAUAGUUUAUGUCCA